This is a messenger RNA of Mesocestoides corti, 495 nucleotides long. NCBI's taxonomy places the organism in Eukaryota, Metazoa, Platyhelminthes, Cestoda, Cyclophyllidea, Mesocestoididae. The record is from the annotation of a GenBank genome assembly.
AUGAAUAUUGUCAAAAGCAGUCGUUUUACCUGGGCUUUUGUUCCGAUCACUCGCCUCCAGGCUGCGAAAUCCUGCCAAGCACCUGAUCCUAGUGCCGCUGCUUUGAAUCAGCCGCCAUCAACAGAGGACCUGCUUCACGGCAGCUGUGGUGAGGAAGCUGCAGCGGGGCUUUUCUGUGGUGGAAACCACGGUUCUACCGCUACUCUUGGCAAGCACGUGUGCACAGCCCACAGCCUGAGCGGCUGUGCCAGACGCGUCGCCCGCCUCCACGGCGGCUGCGCUGGUGUCGCCGUGUGUGGUUGCGCUUCACGCCGAAUGACUGCUGGAGAUCCCACCAGACGCUCAGUGCAACCGCCCCUCUGCAGGCCCCACACCUGUUCGAUUAAAGGGGUGACGAAAGCCCAACUGACCAGGAGGAUUGGGCUGCAUUCAAGGGAACCGCCAAACCCUUGUUCGGCUCUCGACCUCAUCCUGGAGCUGUUGGGGACGCCAUGA